Molecule: messenger RNA, 8304 nt
Organism: Sardina pilchardus (European sardine)
Lineage: Eukaryota; Metazoa; Chordata; Actinopteri; Clupeiformes; Clupeidae
Gene: tenm1
Product: teneurin transmembrane protein 1
Exons: 33
Coding region: 1-8304 (2767 amino acids)
Biological process (GO): heterophilic cell-cell adhesion; signal transduction; neuron development
Cellular component (GO): membrane; neuron projection
Molecular function (GO): protein heterodimerization activity; cell adhesion molecule binding; protein homodimerization activity
Source: RefSeq, a predicted model, not a curated record
AUGAACCAAAUGAACAGCAAGCCGUACCAGUCGCUGUCCAGGGCUCGGCCCGACAUGGAGCUGUGCUACUCCAGCUCCUCAGAGGAGAGCGAGGAGGGCGGCGGCCCCCCCAACCACCUGCAGCAGCAGCAGCAGCCGCCGCCGCAGCAGCCCUACGGACACACACACACACACUCCAGCGGCCAGUACAGCCACGACCGCAGGCUGGCCUACAACAGCCACCGCAUCAAGAGGAAAAGCAGCCCUCAGCCCUGCACAGAUCUGAAGGAGGUGUUCUGCUAUUUUAAAAGCACCGGAGGCUACAACUUUCUGCAUGGAUUUCAAGUGGGAUUUUUAUUUUUCCAGACAAGUGGCUGUGCUUUGCUUGAUCACAGAGAGUGUUACACUCUGUAUGACGACUUCCUCCACGCGCCCUCUUCCCAGCACUCGUACGCCGGCGGCGUUUCCGUGGGCGCUGGCUCCGACCCGGACACUGAGCCCGAGGGCCCGCCGUCUCCGGACCACGCGCUGCACCUGUGGAUGCAGGAAGUGAAGUCAGAGCGCGGCGGCGGCGGCGGCUCCGCCCUGUCCAGCCGAGCCAACUCCAUCCUGUCCCUCACCGACACGGAGCAGGAGCGCAAGUCGGACGUGGACAACGACCUUGGCAACAGUCCCGGUGCCCAGUUCACGUUCAAGCCCCUGCCGCCCCCACCUCCACCCCCGCACGCCUGCACGUGUGCCCGUCCGGCGCCCGCGGCGUCCUCGGAGGGCCUGCAGAGGAACACCCUGCCCUCCCGCUGCCCGCCGCUCGACCUGCCCGCCAAGACGGCCCAGGAGCUGGGCCAACCCCACAACAGCUGGGCCCUCAACAGCAACAUCCCACUGGAGACCAGGCACUUCCUGUUCAAGCACGGCUCGGCCUCGUCCACGCUGUUCCGUGCGGCCAAUCAGAACUACCCGCUGACGUCCAGCACGGUGUACUCCCCGCCCCCCCGGCCCCUGCCCAGGACCACGCUGGCGCGGCCGCUCUUCUCCUUCAGCAAGCCGUACCGCUGCUGCAACUGGAAGUGCACCGCUCUCAGCGCCUCCGCCAUCACCGUCACGCUGGCCCUGCUGCUCACCUACGUCAUCGUAGUGCACCUGUUUGGUCUGACGUGGCAGCUGCAGUCGCCGGACGCCCCGCUGUAUGAGAACGGCCUGAGCAAAGCGGACGGAGUGGAGGACCGCCUGAGCAUCAGCUUCCCCCCCUUCCCCCCCGCCGGGGUCAACGGCACAGCCAGAGAGGUGUUCCAGAGGGGCCGUGCCAUAGACCGUGGUGAAGUGGACAUCGGGAUGCAGCUGAUGCAGACGGUUCCUCCGGGCCUGUUCUGGAGGUUCCACAUCAAGAUCCACCACCCCGAGUACGUGCGCUUCAACGUGUCCCUCGCCAGCGACGCCCUGCUGGGCAUCUACGGCCGCCGCAACAUCCCUCCCACUCACACACAGUUUGACUUUGUGAAGCUGCUGGACGGCAGACAGCUGAUCCAGAAGGAGCCCAGGGCCUCAGAGGAGGCUCGGCCGCCGCUUCAGAACCUGUACCUGGCCGCGCUGCAGGCCACGGGCUUCGUGGAGUACCUGGACGCCGGCACCUGGUACCUGGCCUUCUACAACGACGGCCGCAAGAUGGAACAGAUGCUCGUCUUCACCACCUCCAUAGAAACGAUGGAUGGCUGUGAAACUAACUGCAAUGGGAACGGGGAGUGUGUUGCUGGCCACUGUCACUGCUUCACUGGGUUCCUGGGACCAGACUGCUCGAAAGACUCCUGCCCGGUGCUGUGCAGUGGGAACGGGGACUAUGAGAAGGGCCACUGCGAGUGCCACGCGGGCUGGAAGGGGGCGGAGUGUGACGUGCAGGAGGACCAGUGUGUGGACCCCACCUGCUCCAACCACGGGGAGUGCGUCAGCGGCACGUGCCUGUGCGCGCCCGCCUUCAAGGGCAACAACUGUGAGCAAGUUGACUGUGAGGAUCCGCUGUGCUCAGGGCAUGGUGUGUGUGUGGGGGGCGACUGCCUGUGCUCCUCUGGUUGGGGGGGUGUGAAGUGUGACAGCCCGCUCCCCUCGUGCCAGGAGCAGUGCUCAGGCCACGGCACCUACCAGCCCGACCCCGGCGUGUGUGUGUGUGAGCCCGGAUGGACCGGAACCGACUGUGCUACAGAGGAGUGCUCCCCGCCCUGCAGUCCUCACAGCAUGUGUGUUGGCGGUCGGUGCCAAUGUGAGGAGGGGUGGGAGGGUCCUGCCUGUGACAGACAGGCAUGUCACCCAGUGUGUGAGGAGCACGGAGAGUGUAAGGAAGGCAGGUGUGUGUGCCACCCUGGCUGGGAAGGUGAACAUUGCACCAUCGAUGGCUGUCCGGGCCUGUGCAAUGGGAACGGCCGCUGCACGUUGGAGCAGAGCGGCUGGAUUUGCGUCUGCCAGCCCGGCUGGAGCGGCACCGGCUGCAACGUCGUCAUGGAAACCGAGUGCAGCGACAACACAGACAACGACGGAGAUGGCCUGGUGGACUGUGUGGAUCCGGACUGUUGCCAGCAGCAGGGCUGUGAGAGUGGGCCGCUGUGCCAGGGGGCACCGGACCCUCUGGACCUGGUGCAGCUGAACCCUGUGCCCAUGCUGCCCACGCCCGCACAGCCCUUCUUCCAGCACGUACGCUUCCUGGUGGCCAGGGGCAGCACCCACAUCCUGCCCGGAGAGGUGCCCUUCGACACCAGUCGAGUGUGUGUGAUCCGUGGGCAGGUGGCUGCUGCAGACGGAACAGCUCUGGUGGGGGUCAACAUCACCUUCCAGAGGAGUCCAGAUUAUGGCUACACCCUCAGCCGCCAGGACGGCAGUUUCGACCUCCUGUCGGUGGGCGGUGUCUCGGUCACUCUGGUGUUCCAGCGGGCUCCGUUCCUGCCCCAGCGCCGCACCGUCUGGCUGCCCUGGAACCAGUUUGUGGUUCUGGAGCGCGUGCUGAUGGACCGGGUCGAGCCCAAGGCCCCGGCGGCGCCGUGCGAGAGGAAGGGCCUGGCCGGCCCGUAUCCCAUCGUCCUCUCCCCGCCGCUCACACGCUUCACCGGCACCUGUGAGGAGAGAGGACCCGCCGUCCCCGAGCUCCAGGCGGUGCAGGAGGAGGUGUUCAUCCCCGGCAGCUUUGUGAAGCUGAGCUACGUGAGCACGCGGGCCCCGGGCUACCGGUCAGUGCUGCGUGUGCUGCUGACCCCGUCCAGCCUGCCGCAGGGCCUGGCCAAGGUGCACGUGUCCACCGCCGUGCAGGGACGCCUGCUGCACAAGUGGUUCCCCGCCGCGCCCAACCUGGUCUACGUGCUGCCCUGGAACAAGACCAACGUCUACGGCCAGCAGGUCACCGGCCUGGUGCACGCACAGGUGUCCGUGGGCUAUGAAUAUGAAGAGUGUCCGGACGUGGUGGUGUGGGAGAGGAGGUCGGCACAGCUGCAAGGGUUUGAGAUGAUCGCCUCCAAUCUGGGCGGCUGGUCUCUGGACAAGCACCACAUCCUCAACCUGGACAGCGGCAUCCUGCACAAGGGCAACGGAGAGAACAUCUUCAUCUCCGAGCAACCGCCGGUCAUCUCCACGGUGAUGGGGACGGGCGUGGUGCGGGCGAUCCCGUGCCCCAGCUGCAGCGGUCCGGCGGCUGGACGCAAGCUGUUCGCGCCCGUGGCGCUGGCCUGUGGGUCGGACGGCAGCGUCUACGUGGGCGACUUCAACUUCAUCCGCAGGGUUCUGCCCAGUGGCUUCACCAUCAGCAUCCUGGAGCUGCGGAACCGGGACAUCAGACACAGCACCAGCCCAGCUCAUAAGUACUACUUGGCCAUGGACCCGGUGAACGAGGUGCUGUUCGUGUCGGACACCAGCAGCAGGCGGGUCUACCGGCUGCGCACGCUGACCGAGCCCCGGGACCUGGCCCGCAACGUGGAGGUGGUGGCCGGUACCGGCGAGCAGUGCACGCCCUUCCACCAGAACUUCUGCGGAGACGGAGGCAAGGCCACGGACGCCUCGCUCAACAACCCCCGAGGCAUCACGGUGGACAAGCACGGCCUCAUCUAUUUCGUGGACGGCACGACCGUUCGGAAGAUCGACGAGAAAGGCGUGAUAACGACGGUGAUCGGCUCCAACGGCCUGACGUCAACGCAGCCCCUGAGCUGCGACUCGCACAUGGACAUCAGUCAGGUGCGACUCGAGUGGCCCACGGACCUGUCCGUCAGCCCGCUGGACAACUCGCUCUACAUCCUCGACAACAACAUCGUGCUGCAGGUGACCGAGUCCAACCAGGUGCGCGUGGUUGCCGGGCGACCCAUCCACUGCCAGGUCCCGGGCGCGGAGCAGCAGCCGCUGGUGAGCAGGGCGGCCGUGCACACGGCUCUGGAGGGGGCCAAGGCCAUCGCCGUGUCCCACCAGGGGGCGCUGUUCAUCGGCGAGACGGACGAGCGCAAGACCAGCCGCGUGCAGCGGGUCACCACCAACGGCGAGAUCUCCGUCGUCGCCGGGACGCCCAGCGAGUGCGACUGCAAGAUCGACCCCGGCUGUGACUGCUUCUCCGGCGAUGGCGGCUACGCCCGCGACGCCAAGCUGAAGUGGCCGUCGUCCCUGGCCGUGUCGCCCAACGGCACGCUGUACAUCGCCGACCUGGGCAACGUGCGUAUCCGCGCCGUCUCCCGCAACCGGCCGCGGCUCAACCGGCGGCGGCAGUACGAGAUCAGCUCGGUGGUGGACCAGGAGCUCUACCUGUUCAGCGCCAACGGCACGCACCUGCACACGCGCAGCCUGGUGACGGGCGACCACCUGUACAACUUCAGCUACACGCCCGAGGGCCACGUGGCGGCGGUGGUGUCCAGCGAGGGCGGGGCGGUGCACGUGCGGCGCGACGCUAACGGCGUGCCGCUCUGGCUGCUGGUACCUGGCGGACAGGUGUACUGGCUGACGCUCAGCAGCACGGGCGCUACGCUCAAGCGCGUCUCGGCGCUCGCCCACGACCUGGCCCAGCUCAGUUACUACGGCAACACCGGCCUGCUCGCCACCGUCAGCAACGAGAACGCCUGGACCACCGUCUACGAGUAUAACAGUGAAGGCCACCUCAUCAAUGUCACCUUGCCAACGGGUGAGGUCAGUAGUUUCCAUGGUAACAUGGAGAAGUCGGUCAAGGUGGAGGCUGACACAUCAAGCGGCGAAAACUUCAUCACGGCAACCAACUACUCUGCGGCCAAUACCAUAUACAUGCUACGCCAAGCUCACGCUCAGAACAUCUACCGCAUCAGCUCCGACGGUUCUCUCUGGGUGACGUUCUCCAGCGGCAUGGAGGUGACUCUGACCACGGAACCCCACGUUCCGUCCGACUCGGCGUCGGGGGCGUCGGCGGGCGUGGUCCACCCGACCGUGGGCCGCUGCAACAUCACGCUGCCCGGCGAGCACAGCCACAGCCUGAUCGAGUGGAGGCAGAGACGGGAGCAGGCCAAGGGCAACUACACGGCCUACGAACGCCGCCUGCGGGCUCACAACAGAAACGUGUUGUCCAUCGACUUCAACCAAGCCACGCGCGUCGGCAAGAUUUACGACGACCACCGCAAGUUUACCCUGCGGGUUCAGUACGACCAGCUGGGCCGGCCCGUGCUCUGGUCCCCGAGCAAGUACAACGAGGUGAACGUGACCUACACUCCAGCCGGACUGGUCAGCAGCAUCCAACGGGGCAACUGGACUGAGAAACGAGACUACGACAGCGGGAAACUCAUCUCCAGAACCUGGACCAAUGGCAAGAGCUGGAGCUACACUUACCUGGAGAAGUCGGUGAUGCUGCUGCUGCACAGCCAGAGGCGCUACACGUUUGAGUACGACCAGACGGACUACCUGCUGUCGGUCACUAUGCCCAGCAUGGUCCGGCACAGCCUCCAGUCCACGCUGUCCGUGGCCUACUACCGCAACACCUACACCCCUCCGGACGCCCCCUCCUCCGCCCUCAUCCAGGACUACGCCCACGACGGCCGCCUCCUGCAGACGCUUCACCUGGGCACAGGUAGACGCACCGUCUACAGGUACAACCGCAUGUCCCACCUGGCCGAGGUGCUGUACGACUCCACGCUGGUCACCUUCACCUACGACGAGGCGGCCGGCGCCAUAAAGACCAUCCACCUGAUGCAGGACGGCUUCAUCUGCUCCAUCCGCUACAAACAGACAGGCCCACUGGUUGGACGGCAGAUUUUCCGCUUCAGUGAGGAGGGGCUGGUGAACGCUCGGUUCGACUACAGCUACAACAACUUCCGGGUCACCAGCAUGCAGGCUAUGAUCAACGAGACGCCGCUGCCCAUCGACCUGUACCGCUACGUGGACGUGUCCGGCCGCAUCGAGCAGUUCGGCAAGUUCAGCGUCAUCAACUACGACCUGAACCAGGUGAUCACCACCCACGCCAUGAAGCACACCAAGAUCUCCAACGCCAACGGCCUGGUCAUCGAGGUGCAGUACGAGAUCCUGAAGGCCAUCUCCUAUUGGAUGACCGUCCAGUACGACAGCAUGGGCCGCGUCACCGUGUGUGACAUCCGCAUCGGAGUGGACAGCAAUAUCACGCGCUACUCUUACGAGUACGACGCCGACGGGCAGCUUCAGGCGGUGUCGGUGAACGAGCGUCCCCAGUGGCGCUACAGCUACGACCUGAACGGCAACAUCAACCUGCUGAGCCACGGCAACAGCGCCCGGCUAACGCCGCUGCGCUACGACCUGCGCGACCGCAUCACGCGACUCGGCGAGAUCCAGUACCGCGUGGACGAGGACGGCUUCCUGCGGCAGCGCGGCUCCGUGCUCUUCGACUACGGCUCCAACGGGCUGCUGCGCCGCGCCCUGGACCGCGACUCCCAGCGCAGCGUGUCCUUCCGCUACGACGGGCUCGGACGCCGCGUGGCCAUGCGCACCAGCGACGGCCGGCAGCUGCAGUUCUUCUACGCCGACCUGACCGAGCCCACGCGCGUCACGCACCUCUACAACCUGACCGGCGCCCAGAUCACCUCGCUCUACUACGACCUGCAGGGCCACCUCAUCGCCAUGGAGAUGAGCAGCGGCGAGGAGUUCUACGUGGCGUGCGACGUCGCCGGCACCCCUCUGGCCGUGUUCAGCAGCCGCGGCCGCGUCAUCAAGGAGGUGCGCUACACGCCGUACGGGGACAUCUACCACGACUCCAACCCCUCCUUCUCGCUGGUGCUGGGCUUCCAGGGCGGCCUGUACGACCCGCUCUCGCGCCUCGUCCACCUCGGUCACCGCGACUACGACGUGGUGGCCGGACGCUGGACCACGCCCAACCACCAGCUGUGGCGCGAGCUGAGCGUCGAGCCCAAGCCCUUCAACCUCUACGCCUUCAACAACAACUACCCCCUGGGCAAGCUCCAGGACGUCACCCGCUUCACCACAGAUGUGAGCAGCUGGCUGCAGCUGUUUGGCUUCCAGCUGCACAACGUGGUUCCUGGGUUCCCUAAGCCCGAGGUGGACAGCAUGGAGCAGACGCACGAGAUGAUGACCACCCAGAGGAGGACCAGGGAGUGGGACCCCAGCAAGGUGGUGUUGGGGAUCCAGUGUGAGCUGCAGAGGCACCUGCGGAACUUCAUCUCUCUGGACCGCCUCCCCAUGAGCCCGGCCAAUGGCAGGCUGAAGGGUCGCCAGGGGCGCCGCCCCCGCUUCUCCGCCCUCUCCUCCAUCUUCGGCAAGGGCGUCAAGUUCGCCGUGCGCGACGACGGCCUGGUCUCCACGGAGAUCAUCGGCGUGGCCAGCGAGGACAGCCGGCGCAUGGCGGCCGUUCUCAACGGUGCCGUCCACUUGAGCGGAGUCCACUUCACGGUGGACGGCCGCGACACGCACUACUUCACCAAGGCCGGCCCGCUGGAGGCCGACCUGACCGUGCUCGGGGGCGGCGGCGGCGCUCGCGUCCUGGAGAACGGCGUCAACGUCUCGGUGUCGCAGAUGAGCGCCGUGCUGGCGGGCCGAACGCGCCGCCUGGCCGACAUCCAGCUGCAGCAGGCCGCGUUCGGCCUCAACGUGCGCUACGGAGCCACGCCGGACGAGGAGCGCGCGCGGCUGCUGGAGGCGGCCCGGAUGCGGGCCGUGCAGGCCGCCUGGCUCAGGGAGCAGCGGCGGGUCCAGGAGGGCGACCGGGGCUCCAGGGCCUGGACGGACGCCGAGCGGCGCGAGCUGCUGUCCGAGGGGAGGGUCGGCGGCUACGACGGCGUCUACGCGCUGCCCGUAGAACAGCACCCCCAGCUGGCCGACAGCCCGCAUAACAUCCACUUCCUGCGGCACGCCGAACCUGGCCGCAGGUAA